Gongylonema pulchrum is the source of this 1269-nucleotide messenger RNA. NCBI's taxonomy places the organism in Eukaryota, Metazoa, Nematoda, Chromadorea, Rhabditida, Gongylonematidae. The record is from the annotation of a GenBank genome assembly.
AUGAUUGCUCAUGCGUUGGAUCUGGCAUUUCGAACGGAACAGUUCAGCGCGCUGGAUCUAAUAGCCAAGGAGCUGGAUAAAAAUUCGGAUCCACGAGUGCUUGAGCGUGCUGCUGAAUUUUUUAAGAAUAACCAGCAGUACGAGAAAGCCGUACAGCUGAUGGCAUACUCUAGAAACUAUGCCGAAGCAGUGGAGUUGUGCAAACAGAAUAAUGUGCCGAUGAGCGAAACGCUCGCCGAAAUUUUAACGCCAUCGAAAGAGGAUGUUCCAAACCAAGCAGAACGGAUAAGACUUCUCGAAGGAAUUGCCGAGUGCUGCGUGCAACAACGAAAUUAUCACUUCGCAGCGAAAAAAUUCACGCAGGCGGGAAACAAAUUAGAGGCAAUGCGGUCGCUCCUGAAAUCAGGUGAUACCGAGAAGAUAGUAUUCUUUGCGACAACAGCAAGAAACAAGGAGAUUUGUAUUCUGGCUGCGAAUUACCUGCAAACAUUGAAUUGGAAGGAAGAUGGGGAUUUGAUGAAACAAAUUGAAAAAUUUUACAGCAAAGCGAAUGCUCCCGAACACUUGGCCAGCUUCUACGAAGCUUGUGCGCAGGUUGAAAUCGAUGAUUACCGUGACUACGGAAAAGCCGGCGAUGCCCUGAAUGAAGCACUGCGUUGCAUCAAAAAAGCACAAGAAAACAAUCCGAAAAAUGGAGCAUAUUUGUCAGAAAAGGAGGCUGAACUGAACCGAUCCAUUGCAUAUGUCAAAAAAUUUGCCAAAAUAAGAACGGUAUAUGAAACUGAUCCAGCGGAAGCCAUAAGCCAACUGGAAGCACUGGCAGAUGAUAAGCGUGCUUACGAGUGUAUCCGACUUAGUGAUAUUUAUGCCGUAAUGAUUGUGCAUAAUGCUCGGAAAUUGAAUUACAAAAAAGUAGCGGAAGCCAUAAGCCAACUGGAAGCACUGGCAGAUGAUAAGCAUGCUUACGAGUGUAUCCGACUUGGUGAUAUUUAUGCCGUAAUGAUUGUGCACAACGCUCGGAAAUUGAAUUACAAAAAAGCUUACUCACUGAUCCAGCAGCUGAUGCAGCGUGAGCCACAUAUCCAGUUAUCACGUUUUAUAAGUAAGCAGAUGUUAGAUAGCGUAUGUGAUGAGCUGAAAAUGCCACAUCUUCUGGAUGAAGCAGGUGAUGAAGCUGGAUCAGGCGAUGAGCGUGAUGAGGGCGUGGAGUAUAGCUAUGCGAUGAAACGGCUCAUAAAGAGGAAUAGUGAAGCACUCAAAGAGAGCUAG